This is a messenger RNA of Lotus japonicus, 2141 nucleotides long. RefSeq names its product inactive glucose-6-phosphate 1-dehydrogenase 4, chloroplastic. The transcript is spliced from 12 exons. Gene Ontology annotation, molecular function: NADP binding; glucose-6-phosphate dehydrogenase activity. Bases 133 to 1929 code for a protein of 598 amino acids. NCBI's taxonomy places the organism in Eukaryota, Viridiplantae, Streptophyta, Magnoliopsida, Fabales, Fabaceae. The record is from RefSeq and is a predicted model, not a curated record. Gene Ontology annotation, biological process: glucose metabolic process.
CGGAAACGACGAACUCCGAUUGCAACCGCCAACGGCCAAAGCAAGCUUCAGAGUCAGUCAUCGCAGUUUCCAGAGAGAGAGAGAGAGAGAGAGAGAGAGAGAGAGAGAUCACAAAUUCAAAUUCGUAGCUCAAUGUCACUCUCUCUCUCUUCAACUUCGUUUCAAUUCUCAUGCUCGAGAACCACACAUCCUUGCUCAAUCACGGGUGCUGCAUCAAGCACCUUUCAUUCAGUAACUGGCGGUGGUGGUGGUCGUAGUAGUCUUGUACUGAACGUUGGAGGUUCCACCUUGUGUCGAAGAUUUCGCGGUUUCAAACUCUGGAUACUUGAAACCCUCAACGUUCAACCAACGAAGAGUACAAACCGCUUCAAGAAUAGUCUCGAAACUGGAAAGGGGGUGCCAAUUCUUCGUGAUGAUAAUAAGGGAACUGGUGUUAGCAUUGAGGCUUCAUCUUUGCUGCAAACAAGUUCCUCAACUUCUGCCAUGGAUGUUGGUGGAGCACCCUCACUUUGCAUUGCUGUCAUAGGAGCCACUGGUGAGCUUGCAAGGAGGAAGAUUUUUCCUGCUUUAUUUGCCUUGUACUACACUGGCUUUCUUCCUGAGAAUGUUGGAAUUUUUGGGUAUUCAAGGAAGAAUAUAACUGAUGAAGACCUGCGGUCUAUUGUAGCUUCAACAUUAACAUGCCGGGUUGACCAUCAAGAAGAUUGUGGGGACAAAAUAGAUGCUUUCCUUGGUAGAACAUACUAUGUUAAUGGAGGCCACGACAACACAUAUGGGAUGUCCAUGCUGAAUGCCAGAAUGGAGCAAAUUGAGGGAAGCUCCAAAACCAACCGGAUAUUCUACCUUUCUGUGCCGCAAGAAGCACUUUUGGAUGUUGCUUCAUCUCUUGCAAGCAGUGCCCAGACCCAAAAGGGAUGGAAUCGUGUAAUAAUUGAGAAGCCAUUUGGUUUUGAUGCAGUCUCUUCCCAAAGGCUGACACGAUAUCUUCUUUCGAAGUUUGAGGAAAAGCAAAUAUAUAGGAUUGAUCAUCUUCUAGGAAGGAAUCUCAUUGAAAACCUCACAGUUUUAAGGUUUGCAAAUCUAGUUUUUGAGCCACUGUGGAGCCGUACUUACAUACAUAAUGUACAGGUCAUUUUAUCUGAAGACUUGGCUGUACAUCCAGGAAGGUAUUUCGGUGGCUAUGGGAUUAUCCGAGAUAUUGUUCACAGUCAUGUGCUCCAAACAAUUGCAUUGCUUGCCAUGGAACCACCAGUUAGCCUUGAUGGAGAAGAUAUUCGAAAUGAAAAGGUUAAGGUUCUGAGAUCAAUUCGCGAAUUAGAACCUAAGGAUGUCAUUCUUGGCCAGUAUAAAGCAAGUAGUGGAGACAAGGUUGAUGCAUGCAUAAAUGGUCUGACACCUACUUAUUUUGCUGCUGCACUAUACAUCGACAAUGCACGAUGGGAUGGUGUGCCAUUUUUGGUUAAAACAGGCUUGGGACUCAUCAAACACCAAAUGGAGAUACGGAUUCAAUUUCGUCAUGUUCCAGGAAAUGUUUACCAUGAAUGCAUCGGGCACAACAUUGACCGGGCCACCAAUGAGCUCAUUCUCCGUGAUGUUCCUGAUGAGGCUAUUCUGGUGAAAAUAAACAACAAGGUUCCAGGAUUAGGCCUACAACUGGACUCUUCAGAAUUAAAUUUGCUUUACAAGGACAAGUACAAUGUUGAGGUGCCGGAUUCAUAUGAGCAUCUUCUGCUUGAUGUCAUUGAUGGGGAUAACCAUCUUUUCAUGAGAAGCGAUGAGCUGGCAGCAGCGUGGAACAUUCUAACUCCAAUUCUGAAUGAGAUAGACAAGGACAAUGUAUCAGUGGAACUUUAUGAGUUAGGAGGUCGUGGUCCAGUUGGUGCAUACUAUCUUUGGGCAAAACAUGGUAUCCGUUGGGUAGAGGACUAGCAGAAGCAGUUACCUCCUUGUUUCUCACCUAUGACACAUUGCUGUGUUCAUAUUAUGUUUUACCUGAGCCAUAAGGACUAGACUAGUACUAAGGCGUGGUGGUGUUGAGUUUAUUGAAACAAACUCUAGCAGGUAAAUAGUGUUAUUUUGGUCUUUUAUUGACAAUUGCAUGUAAAAGUAUCGUGUAACCUUGAAGACUAUAGUUUUUGUUA